GAAGUUAGCUUCGUGACGCUGUAGCUGUGUUGAUGACUGGACAUUCGUACUUUUUAUCUUAAAUUUCUGUACUAAAACAAUAGUUACUUUAAUAUUGAAUAGUAUCUUAUUAUAUGUUCCUAUGCUUUUUGUACUUAAUAUAUUAAAGUCUAGUCAAAUAUUUGGAAGAAGAGUAAAAAUAGCAAAAACAGCAGUUAUAUAUCGAGGUUAUCAAAAACCAAGUAGAGUCAUGGCCUUUAAAUAUCCAGAUGUUAACCGAGAUGAAUCAAUAGUUGACAAUUAUUUUGGUGUUGAUGUAAAAGAUCCAUACAGAUGGCUUGAAGAUCCAGACUACGAAAAAACUCAGGCUUUUGUAGAUGUGCAAAAUGCCAUAACAAGACCUUACAUUGAUAAUUGCCCUUAUAAAGAAAAAAUUCGUGAGAGAAUUACCAAACUGUGGAAUUACCCAAAAGUUUCCGUCCCAUCACGACAUGGAGAUAAAUUUUAUCAACACAGAAAUACUGGGUUGCAAAAUCAAAGUGUCAUCUAUGUUCUGGCCGAUUUAAGUAGUGAAGGAAAAGUUUUUCUUGACCCCAAUACAUUUUCCGAUGAUGGCACAGUGGCUUUAUCCAGUUCUGCAUUUUCUGAGGAUGGUAAAACCUUUGCUUAUGGACUCAGUUCAAGUGGAUCUGACUGGAUUGAAAUUAAAUUUAAAGAUGUUGAAACUGGUGUUAAUUAUGAUGAGGUUUUAAAGAAAGUUAAAUAUUCUUCACUUACCUGGAUGCAUGAUAAUAAAGGAUUCUUUUAUGGGGCAUACUUGGAUCAAAUUGGUAAAGCUGAUGGUUCAGAAACAAAAUCAAGUGAAAAUCAAAAACUGUAUUACCAUUAUUUGGGCACUGAUCAAUCUAAAGACGUUGUCGUUGUCGAGUUUGAAGAUCCGCAGCUUAGAAUGGGCGCUCAUGUAUCAGAUUGCGGGAAAUAUUUAAUGGUAACUCCCAUCAAGGGCUGCAAAAAUAACUUAUUGUACUAUGCCAAACUAGAAAAUAACGAAAAAAUCACCAAAAAGCUGGAUUUAAUACCAAUUGUUACUGAAUUCCAAGCUGAUUAUGAAUACAUUACAAAUAAUGACAGUAAAUUUAUUUUCCGUACAAAUAAAAACGCACCAAACUACAGAAUAGUAACAAUAGAUUUAAAUAAACCUGAAGAAGCAUCAUGGACGGAUUUAAUUCCUGAGCAUACUAAAGAUGUUCUUGAUUGGGCUCAUGUUAUCAAUAAUAACAUGUUGGUUGUAUGUUACUUGCAGGAUGUUAAGAAUGUAUUGCAAAUUUAUGAUUUGAACACAGGCAAAAAGCUGCACGAUUUUAAAGUUGACGUUGGAACGAUAGCAAGCAUAUCUGGAAAACGAAAGCACACAGAGAUGUUUUACAGCUUUGUUUCGUUUUUAACGCCCAACAUUAUUCAUAAAGUUACAUUCGAUAAGGAGAUAACUGACACGGUGUACCAUGAGACCAAAGUCGGCGAUUUAGAUUCGUCCGCCUACGAAACCCGGCAGGUGUUUUACAAGAGCAAAGACGGAACGGAAAUUCCCAUGUUUAUAAUAAAUAAAAAGGGGGCUUCGAAAGAUGGCAACCAGCCGUGCUUGUUGUACGGCUACGGGGGUUUUAACGUGAACCUAACGCCAUCUUUUAGCGUUUCCCGGCUAAUUUUCAUCAAUCAUUUUAACGGGAUAUACGCCCUAGCUAAUAUAAGAGGAGGAGGAGAGUAUGGCGACAAAUGGCACAACGGCGGCAGAUUCGAAAACAAGCAAAACUGCUUUGACGAUUUUCAAUGCGCAGCAAAAUAUUUGGUGGAGCAAAAAUACACUGGCGUCAAUAAGUUGACCAUUCAGGGCGGUUCAAAUGGAGGUUUAUUGGUGGCUGCCUGCAUCAAUCAGGCACCUGAAUUGUUUGGAGCGGCUAUAUGCCAAGUGGGGGUUUUAGAUAUGCUGCGGUAUCAUAAAUUCACCAUUGGAUAUGCCUGGAAAUCGGAUUAUGGGUGUUCAGAAACAGAGGAGCACUUUAAUUACUUGUACAAGUAUUCGCCGCUGCAUAAUAUCAGAGUUCCCGAUAAUGACCAGCAAUAUCCUGCUACUCUGCUCUUAACAGCUGAUCAUGAUGAUCGUGUUGUGCCAUUGCAUUCCCUCAAGUUUAUUGCUCAGCUGCAGCAUCAACUCGGCAAGAUUCAAACGCAAACGAAUCCUUUAAUGAUAAGAAUUGAAACUCGAGCUGGACAUGGAGCUGGAAAACCCACAUCAAAAAUUAUUGAUGAAGUGACAGACAUCUUCUGCUUCAUAUCCAAAUCUUUACACUUGGACUUCAAUGAAGAAUAAUACCAUCAAAUAUACCAAAUCACCUGAUCAAUAAGAUUAUCAACCAUUAUCAUACAUAUAUUGUUUUUUUUAACUUACUGCAGUAAUGAAUUGAAUACCUAAUACACAUAAUUGAAUUGAAUUGUAAAAUUAUAUUAAAAAAUAUCAAGGAUAUAUCUAUCUGUUGUUAAAAAAAAAU
This is a messenger RNA of Brassicogethes aeneus, 2525 nucleotides long. NCBI's taxonomy places the organism in Eukaryota, Metazoa, Arthropoda, Insecta, Coleoptera, Nitidulidae. The record is from the annotation of a GenBank genome assembly.